Molecule: messenger RNA, 1523 nt
Organism: Carica papaya (papaya)
Lineage: Eukaryota; Viridiplantae; Streptophyta; Magnoliopsida; Brassicales; Caricaceae
Source: RefSeq, a predicted model, not a curated record
AACAGAGGUUUAAUAAGUUGAUUAAAGUGGAUAUUUAUAUGGGUUGAGGAAGCAGUUGGGGAUUACUGAACACUGGGUGUAUUUGGUAUGCGAUCCCAGGGGGUGGGAAGCCUUUGAUACCAAGAGAAAGAAAUGGAUGGUGCUGCCAAAGAUACCCUGUGAUGAAUGUUUUAACCAUGCAGAUAAGGAGUCCUUGGCUGUUGGGAGUGAAUUGCUGGUUUUUGGGCGUGAAUUAUUUGAGUUUGCAAUUUGGAAGUAUAGUUUGAUUCAUCGUGGUUGGAUCAAGUGCGAGGGAAUGCACCAUCCUCGCUGUUUGUUUGGAUCAGGUAGUAUUGGUUCUAUAGCUAUUGUUGCAGGAGGGAGUGAUAAGAAUGGGAAUGUUUUGAAGUCUGCAGAGUUGUAUGAUUCUACAUCAGGUACAUGGGAAAUGUUACCUAACAUGCACUCGCAUCGUAGGCUGUGCUCUGGUUUUUUUAUGGAUGGCAAAUUCUACGUUAUUGGUGGGAUGUCAAGUCCUACCACAUCUUUGACCUGUGGAGAGGAGUUUGAUUUAGAGACGAGGAAAUGGAGGAAAAUUGAGGGAAUGUAUCCAAAUGUUAAUAAGGCUGCUCAGGCUCCCCCUCUUGUGGCAGUUGUGGAUAACCAGCUAUAUGCACUUGAAUACCUUACCAACAUGGUGAAAAAGUAUGACAAGGAGAAGAACACAUGGCAUGUGCUGGGAAGACUUCCAGUCAGAGCUGAUUCAUCGAAUGGCUGGGGCCUGGCAUUUAAGGCUUGUGGGGAGGAACUUCUUGUUGUUGGUGGGCAACGUGGUCCUGAAGGCGAAGCUAUUGUGCUGAACUCUUGGUGUCCAAAGUCAGGGAUCAAAGAUGGCACCUUAGAUUGGAAGGUCCUCGGGGUGAAGGAGAAUAUUGGUGUGUUUGUAUACAAUUGUGCAGUCAUGGGUUGUUGAGGAUACGUUUAGAUUGACUACAGGAGGUACGGGCAUCUACAACAUGAUCUUGCUUUUUAGGAUGCUUCCCUGCAUAUUUUCUCUGAUUGACUAGGAUUAAUUUUCAACUGAUAGAUCCUUUUGAAGCUGGGAUUAGGAAUCCUUCACUUAACGUGGCUGUAUUUGAUCGUGUGUCCAACUUCUGAUUCUGCAGUUUUAUUUGCUUUUGAUAGUACUUUGAGGUCACUCUGAGAAAUGUUCUGUUCUCUUAUCUUGUUCUUCAACCAUUUCUGAUCCCAGCCAACUAUUUACACCAAUAAAUUGAAAGGUCGUAUUCUUUUACAUAUGCUUUCUCUUUCAUUCUUUUUUGCUUUGGUGCUGUAUGAUUUUAUUUUGUAUACCAGGGAAAAUAAAGUACUUCUACUUGGGGAAUUAACAAAAUUAAUCUCUUUAGGGCAAGAGAAUGGUUGUAUCUCAUUGUUAGUUGAUUACUAACAGAUAACUGAUCUAUACCAGUUUAAAAUGCUGCUAUGUUUUUGUAUUAAUAUGGAUUUUUCAUCGAAGCAACAAGCAAUUAUUUUGUACAACAGUA